Molecule: messenger RNA, 600 nt
Organism: Puccinia triticina
Lineage: Eukaryota; Fungi; Basidiomycota; Pucciniomycetes; Pucciniales; Pucciniaceae
Exons: 6
Coding region: 1-600 (199 amino acids)
Source: RefSeq, a predicted model, not a curated record
AUGCAUGACAAGCACACAGGCCCAUCCCGCUCACCACUGAACCUGGCCUACCCCUUCCUCGCCAACAAUCCCCCCAAAACUCUGGCUGAAACCAAAACUCAGCUAUCUGGUUGGUUCCAAGGGAUCAAUGCCAGCUACGAAGCACUCUACCAAGAGCAUUUUUGGAUUGACUAUGUUGUCACCAUCAACCAUAUCCUUAUUACCUCCGCGUUCAACAAGCCGUCUCCUCCUGGGAUCAGCAAGCCGACCGACUGGCCCAAUACUGCUGAUGAUGGCCCUGACUUCAGCAAGCCCCCCGCGUCUGUUGAAACACUCCAGCUGGCCGCCGAGUCGCAGCGGGCCGCCCACAUGAUCCUGCGUCUCAACGACCAGGUUGUUGCCGCCUUUGUCACCAGCCACCUGCAGCCCACCAUUGUCCGGCAGGCUGUUGCUGCCAGCGAGGAGGGAGACCUGCGUCUCAACAACCAGGUCGUUGCCGCCUUUGUCACCAGCCACCUGCAGCCCGCCAUUGUCCGGCAGGCCGUUGCUCCCAGUAAAGAUCCCAACAUUGCUCAUUACUUCGCCGUUAUAAUUGGCUGUAUUGGAGGACAAGCCACAUAA